AUGACAUCCGACAGAAAACGCCAAAAGGUCGAAGAACCUCGAUAUACGCAAGGGCCUCUAGAUGAAGAUUUCGGUCAGCAUCGUGCAUUUCCCUUGGAUGCUGCUCCAGAUGACGGUGAAGAUUCCCAAGUGUACCAAUACUUAAGCUCAGUAAGGAAAGAAGCAGAAGCAGACCAAGGGUUUCAUUACGUGGAAAGAUCCAAAACAGUAAAGAAGGAGUCAGAAGCAUCUGAUGAGUCAAUUGUGCCUCAGGAAGUGAUUGAUGAGAUUAUGAAAAGCUUUGAUGCUCUGAAGAAGGCAAGAGAUGAACGUCUAGAAGAGCAGGAGGAGGAGGAUACAGAAGAAGCUGAAUUCGCUGUUCCUGAAUCAGCGGCAGAGUGGAGAAAGAAGAUCUUUUCUGAACAACCAGAUGCUCAGUUCUUGGAGUUCCUUGAGCAUACCACAAUCAUCAAGCUUAUCGUAUACUACACGAAAUGGCUUCUGAUCAACAUGCCUGAGCAAUUAGGCAAAUGGAUCUUCACAACUUUCCUUCGUCUAGAUCGAGAUCUAGAUCACAAGGAGACUGCUAUAGUCCGUGACUUGGGCAAGAAAGCCGUCAAACUACGAGCCAAGGUUGAAGAAGCCGAGGACGUCUCACCAAUUCCAAAGCACAUAAUUGAUAUGACUCUAGUGAUUGUCGGCAUUCACUUUCGCCAACGGGAUCUUCUCAAGAAAGACUUCUCCUUGUGA
Molecule: messenger RNA, 729 nt
Organism: Candidozyma haemuli
Lineage: Eukaryota; Fungi; Ascomycota; Pichiomycetes; Serinales; Metschnikowiaceae
Exons: 1
Coding region: 1-729 (242 amino acids)
Biological process (GO): spliceosomal snRNP assembly
Cellular component (GO): nucleus; SMN complex
Source: RefSeq, a predicted model, not a curated record